Messenger RNA from Xiphophorus couchianus (Monterrey platyfish), 2995 nucleotides. It is a transcript of the gene ncbp1, whose product is annotated as nuclear cap binding protein subunit 1. Gene Ontology annotation, cellular component: nucleus; nuclear cap binding complex. Gene Ontology annotation, biological process: regulation of mRNA processing; nuclear-transcribed mRNA catabolic process, nonsense-mediated decay; mRNA export from nucleus. NCBI's taxonomy places the organism in Eukaryota, Metazoa, Chordata, Actinopteri, Cyprinodontiformes, Poeciliidae. The record is from RefSeq and is a predicted model, not a curated record. The transcript is spliced from 23 exons. Gene Ontology annotation, molecular function: protein binding; mRNA binding; RNA cap binding. Bases 147 to 2537 code for a protein of 796 amino acids.
AUCAGACUUGCUAUUUCCCUGCUGCGCUAGCAUCGGUGCUCAGAGCUGAACGAACAGAAAAGCAGCUUGUUUAAUCGACUUUUUGCUUGUUUAUCGUCGCCGUUUUCCGUGGAGUAUUUUUGCCUUUAUAAUAGGUAUUACAAAUAAUGUCCAGGAGGCGACAUAGCGAUGAGAACGACGGAGGUCAAGCUCAUAAGAGGAGAAGAACAUCUGAGCCCAUUGAAAUUGAAGAUCGCCUGGAGUCGUUGAUAUGUCGCGUAGGAGAAAAAAGCACUUCUUCCCUCGAGAGCAACCUUGAGGGCCUCGCAGGUGUCCUGGAGGCUGACCUUCCCAACUACAAAAACAAAAUCCUGCGUAUUUUAUGUUCUGUCGCUCGCCUGCUGCCAGAGAAGCUCACCGUCUACACGACUUUAGUCGGUCUCCUCAAUGCCAGAAACUACAACUUUGGUGGCGAGUUUGUGGAGGCGAUGAUCAGGCAGCUGAAGGAGACUUUAAAAAACAACCUGUAUAAUGAAGCAGUUUACCUGGUACGCUUUCUGUCAGAUUUGGUUAACUGCCAUGUCAUCGCCGCUCCAUCUAUGGUGGUAAUGUUUGAAAAUUUUGUCAGUGUUACUCAAGAGGAAGAUGUGCCACAGGUUCGAUCGGACUGGUUUGUGUAUGUCGUUCUGUCCUGUCUUCCCUGGGUUGGGAAGGAACUUUAUGAGAAGAAGGAUGUUGAAAUGGACCGACUCCUCAGUCAGAUUGAAGGCUACCUCAAGAGGAGAGUGAAGACUCAUGUUCCCAUGCUGCAGGUGUGGACAGCAGAGAAACCCCAUCCACAAGAAGAGUAUCUGGACUGUCUGUGGGCCCAGAUCCAGAAGCUGAAGAAAGACCGCUGGCAGGAGCGCCACAUCCUUCGUCCAUACAUCGCUUUCGACAGCGUUCUCUGUGAGGCGCUGCAGCACAACCUGCCCCCGUUCACCCCGCCGGGGCACAUGCCUGACGCCCUGUACCCCAUCCCCCGGGUCAUUUUCCGCGUUUUCGACUACACCGACGCCCCAGAGGGUCCCGUUAUGCCGGGCAGCCAUUCUGUGGAGCGGUUUGUGAUUGAAGAAAACCUGCACUGUAUCAUCAAAACCCACUGGAAAGAGAGGAAAACAUGUGCUGCCCAGUUGCUCAGUUACCCUGGAAAAAACAAGAUCCCACUGAACUACCACAUCGUGGAGGUGAUCUUUGGAGAACUUUUCCAGCUGCCAUUACCGCCCCACAUCGACGUCAUGUACACUACGCUUCUCAUCGAGCUCUGCAAGCUGCAGCCAGGGUCACUCCCUCAAGUUCUGGCCCAGGCCACAGAGAUGCUUUACAUGAGGCUGGACACAAUGAACACCGCCUGCAUAGACAGAUUCAUCAACUGGUUUUCCCAUCAUUUGAGCAACUUCCAGUUUCGAUGGAGUUGGGAUGACUGGGCGGACUGUUUGACAAUGGAUUUAGAGAAACCAAAGCCCAAGUUUGUCAAAGAGGUUCUGGAGAAAUCGAUGAGACUUUCAUACCAUCAGAGGAUUGUGGACAUCGUCCCUCCAACUUUCUCCGCCCUCAUCCCUGCUGAGCCCAUCUUUUCUUUCAAAUACGGAGACGAGAGUGGCACCUCGUUGCCAGGUUACCCAGUUUCCAUUACAGUUUCCAACGCCAUAAAGAACCGAGCGUCCAACGAGGAAAUCCUCGCCAUCCUGAAAGAAGUCCCCAACCCAAACCAGGAGGAUGAUGAUGAUGAGGGUGAAAGCUUCAACCCACUGAAGAUUGAUGUGUUUCUUCAGACUCUUCUCCAUCUGGCAGCGAAGUCCUUCAGCCAUUCCUUCAGCGCGCUUGGCAAAUUCCACGAGAUCCUUAAAAACCUGACGGAAAGCGACGAUGGGAAACUGCACAUCCUGAAAGUGAUUUAUGAGGUGUGGAGGAACCACCCUCAGAUGAUCGCCGUGUUGGUGGAUAAAAUGAUUCGGACGCAGAUCGUGGAUUGUGCCGCUGUCGCUAACUGGCUCUUCUCUCAGGACAUGGCUCACGAGUUCACAAGACUUUUCACCUGGGAGAUUCUGCACUCAACCAUCCGAAAGAUGAAUAAACAUGUGCAGAAGAUCCAGAAGGAGCUGGAGGAAGCUAAAGAUAAGCUGGAGAAACAGCAGCACAAGAGGAGGGACAGCGGGGACGACGAGGACAUGGAGAAGAACAGUGAGGAGGACGAGGAGGGUCAGCUGGAGGAGCAGAUUGAGAGGUUGCAGGAAAAGGUGGAGUCGGCUCAGAGCGAGCAGAAAAACCUCUUCCUCGUCAUCUUCCAGCGCUUCAUCAUGCUGCUGACAGAGCAUCUGGUUCGCUGCGAGACGGGCAGCGUUGACAUCAGCACACCCUGGUAUAAAAACUGCAUCGAGCGGCUGCAGCAGGUCUUCCUCAUGCACCAUGGAACCAUCCAGCAGUAUAUGGGAACUCUGGAGAACCUGCUUUUCACCGCUGAGCUCGACCAUCACAUCCUGGCUGUCUACCAGCAGUUCUGCGCGCUGCAGCUCUGAGAGAAAACAACUAUCUGAGGAAAUUCUUUGUUCACGCUUAAUGUGACACAGUGAGGCAUUAGGAAUUGUCAGCUCUUGCAUCAAGAAUCUCUUCAGAUGUUUUUUUUUAUUUUUAUUUUUAUUUAUCCAUUUUGUGUUCUGUGCCAAUGUGGUCAGUCACAUGCAGCCAUAGCUGAAUACAUUUUUCAGAAUAUGAAUCCAGCUGUACUCAUUCAUUAGUUUACAGUAACGGUCCUUUUAUUUUGUUUUUCAUGCUCUUUGGGUUUAGUUGACUUUUAUCUCCUGCUUGUAUUCUUAUUGAAUGGAUAUUUUUUAAAACUACAUGAACUGUCUGGGUCCAGACAGAGUGGGAGAAACGUAUGCAGGAGAGAUGACCGAAUCCAGAGAAUGCUCUACUUUUUUAUAUUUGUCUUAUGUCAAAUUAGGAAGUAAAUAAAAUUCUCCAAAGUCUUUAUCCA